This is a messenger RNA of Punica granatum (pomegranate), 468 nucleotides long. NCBI's taxonomy places the organism in Eukaryota, Viridiplantae, Streptophyta, Magnoliopsida, Myrtales, Lythraceae. The record is from RefSeq and is a predicted model, not a curated record.
AUGGGGUUGUACAAAGCCCCACUAGAUGGAUUUUAUGCUAUAUUUUACCAGUCUAAUUGGGAGACGAUUUGGCCUUCCGUUUUUGAGUCUGUCAGGAAGAUCUUAGAUGAAAGCGAAGAUGUUGCAUUGGUAAAUGAGACACCGCUUGUUCUAAUUCCCAAGCUCGAGAAUCUAGAGUCUAUUCACCAUUUUCUCCUUAUAAGCCUAUGUAAUGUCUCGUACAAACUGGUGACGAAGGUAAUAGCAAACCGGCUACAAGGGUACAUGGCUGAACUUGUUUCGCCGAACCAGGCAUCUGGAGAGAAAAUUAUUGCAGCCAAGACCUCCAUUUUUUUCUCUAGGAAUGAUGUAAUGGAAGACCCAGAGGCCAUCUAUCGAGUUAGUUCCUUUACUGCCACAAAUACACCGGGAAGCUACUUUGGGGUUCAGCUUGUACAUGAGAGGGUGUCCAAAGAGCACUUUAGCUAG